Messenger RNA from Psylliodes chrysocephalus, 3180 nucleotides. The record is from the annotation of a GenBank genome assembly. NCBI's taxonomy places the organism in Eukaryota, Metazoa, Arthropoda, Insecta, Coleoptera, Chrysomelidae.
UAAAUAAUGUGAUUUGAACACAGGGGACAAGGUCAAAACACUUCAUAAUCUAAUUGGAUUUAUAUACAAAUUAUAAUUCAACGAAAUAACUCGUUAUCGUUAUCACUAUGAAUGACUUUAGUAAAGAAUCAGGUAAUCUGUAAUGAAAUAUUUAGAUCAAAAACAAUCCUGAAGAAAAAUGAAAUCCUCAAAGGUGGACCUAAAAAUGUGUGGUGUUUGUGGUGACAAAGCUCUUGGACACAAUUUUAACGCAAUAACAUGUGAGAGCUGUAAAGCAUUUUUUAGAAGAAAUGCUCUUAUUAAAAAACCUCUCAAAUGCCCAUUUAACAAUCAAUGUGAUAUUACUACAAUAACAAGAAGAUUUUGCCAAAAAUGUAGGUUGGAUAAGUGUUUUUCAAUUGGAAUGUGUAAGGAUUUAAUAAUGUCUGAAAAAGAUAAAGUAGCAAAACGACAGAAAAUUGAAGAGAACAAAGUAAAGAAGCAAAGUAUGGGCAAAUUUAAAUCAAACUUUAAAAAAAUCAAACAAGAAUUUAUCGAGGCUGAUUCACAAGAAAUCGAAUCUCAGUACAACACAGAUUCAGAUUCUAAUCAUACGAAUUUAGACCAAUGUUCACCUCAAAACAAUCAAGUGACUAAUGAUCCUAAAGUUUCUAUAGACUCUACAGAGAAUAAUAGUAUAUCUUCACCAAAUGAUAGAUAUCAUCAAGUUUCAUCUAGUGAUGAUAUACCUACAUUUAAAAACGUCUUCGAUGCAUCAGAUCUCAUUGAUAAAAUUGUAAAAGACACUAAUUUUAAUUGUGACCUAAAUUUAAAUGCUGCUAAUAGUAAUGGUUUGAGUCAAAACAAUAUAAGCUGUACCAGUGAAAUAAAAAACUCAAGUAAUCAUAGAAACUUAGACAAUUCAGAAGAAAUUUCAUCUGUUGAAAAUAUUUCUAGUGUUAUGAAUGAUGUGCAAAGCGUGCAAUCGGAUGAUCGCAGCAAUCCUAUUGAAUCGAUUUUAUGUGAAGCAAUAAAAUUAGAAUUCCAAGCGUUUUCUUCAAUGUCCCAAAGUCCUUCUAAUUCCAGGGAAUUAAACGAUGCAGAACGAGCAAAAUUGAAUGAACUGAUCGUUGCAAAUAAGGCUUUUCUCACACCUGUCGAUGAAGACUUUCAACAUUUGAUCGCUAUGGCGAACAUGAAGCCUCAACAAAAAACCGAUUCGGCACCCGCUGCUUUGGUUGACGUCAUCAAUUUGACAACAAUUUACGUUAGAAGAUUGAUAAAAAUGGCCAAAAAGAUAGGUGCAUUUAGAAACAUGUGUCAAGAAGACCAAGUGGCAUUAUUGAAAGGUGGUUGUACAGAAAUGAUGAUGCUCAGAAGUGCCAUGUAUUAUGAUUCAAAGAAACACAGUUGGCAGAUUCCACAUUCUGUCGAAACUCUCAGCGUCAAUGUCGAUGUAUUGAAGUUGGCAAAAGGAAAUAUUUAUAAGGAGCACGACAGGUUCAUAAAAACUUUCAGUCCCUUGUGGAAAGAAGACGAAAAUAUUAUUUUAAUCUUAUGUAUGAUACUUUUAUUUUCUCCUGAUCGGCCUACAAUUGUUCAUCAAGAUGUGAUAAAACUAGAACAGAAUGCUUAUUACUACCUCCUACGAAGAUAUCUCGAAAGCAUUCAUCCGGGAUGCGAAGCGAAAUCGACAUUUUUAAAAUUAAUGCACAAACUCUCAGAACUCCGAAGGGUGAAUGAAGAAUUAAUUAGCGUUUAUUUAAAUAUCCAUCCAUCGCACGUGGAGCCUUUGUUAAUAGAAAUACUCGAUUUGAACAAAAAACGGGUUCAGUCGUAAUGUCGAUAGGUUGUUUUAGAAUGUCUACGUUUGCAAUAAAUCAAUAUGAAUAUUAUAAAAACGUUGUUAAAUUUAACACAUUAGAUCAUCAUCGGUAGCUAUAGUUUGAAAACUACAUAGUUGAAUAUGUAACUGAAGAAUUUAAAACAAAGACGUUACCAAAGCUGUAUCGUAGUUGGCUUCGAAAAACAAGUAGUACUUCCGGACGCCAACUGUGAGGUAUCUCAUAUUUUCUUUCCAGGUUCUCUAUCGAUUUUUAAAAAUUUUAAACAGAAUUUUUGAUCUAUAAACUUUAUCUUUUGCUAGAUUUUAGAUCCUAAUCCUAAAAAACAAUCACAUUGUGCCUGUGAAGACAUGGUUUGGUAUUAGGCAUUCCAACGACAUCUCAAAAUUGCUGUCUUAGAGCUUUGACAGGGUCAAUGAUAUUAUAGUUAAAUAAGUUGCUCAAAGCGAACGGCCAUAUAAUGGGAGGUGAAAAUUUGUUUAAUAGUAUGUAUAUAUUUUUUUUAUUAUUUAAAGUUUGAAAUAUAAAAAUUUGAAAUACAGCUACUGAUUAAAAAUCAAAAAUGAUGUUUCAUGGUUUUUGGAUUUCACAUUUUAAGAGGGGAAAACGGGGGUAAAAAUUUGUAUAGAAGUAUAAAUGUUUUGAACGUUGGAACUUGAAAAUAAUAAUUGUAGCAUAAAUAAAUAAUGACGUGCUCUGUGGUUUUUAGAUUUUUGUAUGGUAGUAUCAUAAAAAUAAACUAAAAUUGAAUAAAAAAAAUAAUUAUUAAAAAUUAAGGGGGUCCCCUAGUUUCUCGGUUGUUUUUCUACGGCUUUUUCAAUAAUUUUUUACGGACGAACCAUCGAAAUAACAAAUCUCAUUGUUUUUACAUAAUCUUUAAUAACAUUUAAGUGAGCUUUACAAAUUUUUUGAAGACAACAUAUAUAAUAGAAUCUAAGUUAUAGUGGCUGACAGGAAGACAUCAAGUGAAGGAGAUGCUUGACGGUGACAAAGAUUGCGGCUGUUUUGCUUAUCUAAAAUCAAAAAACCAAACGGCCUUUUAAUCUUUAUAUUUAAGACUAGCGAUUGAACCAGAAUGAAUUCUAAAUUACAAAAAUUUAUUUUUUUUAUACACUUUUGAAAAUUAAAUUCAAUUUUUUACUCAUUUUUUCUUAAGUUUCUAGCUCGUAGAAAAAAAACUAUCAAAGCAAUCAUCAUAAUCCUAGUUCAAUCGCUGGCUUAAACAUAUUAAAGAUGUCGUAUAAAUGUGAACAAUAUCGGUGCAGUAGUUUCUGAAAUAUCGUGGUCACCAUCAAGCACCUCCUUCACUUCUUGUCGGCCACUAUAACUUUGAUUCUAUUAUAUAUUUUGUCUUCAA